Molecule: messenger RNA, 5043 nt
Organism: Micropterus dolomieu (smallmouth bass)
Lineage: Eukaryota; Metazoa; Chordata; Actinopteri; Centrarchiformes; Centrarchidae
Product: nuclear receptor subfamily 2 group F member 6-like
Exons: 5
Coding region: 1616-2836 (406 amino acids)
Biological process (GO): cell differentiation; negative regulation of transcription by RNA polymerase II; anatomical structure development
Molecular function (GO): RNA polymerase II cis-regulatory region sequence-specific DNA binding; nuclear receptor activity; zinc ion binding
Source: RefSeq, a predicted model, not a curated record
AGGCAGAGACACAGAGGGGAUUGAGAGGAGCAGGAGAAGAGGCUAUCUCUGGGCUGUUCUCCACUGCAGCGUCUGGCUUUCACUAAAUGGUCUAUGACCGUGUUUUUCCUGCGCUUGUUUGCCUAAUUUAUUCCUGCCGGGGCCAGCAGAAAGAAAGGCGGAAAAGAAAAAGAAGGACGGGCAGUAUUGGUUAAGAGUGCAACAGUACACCCUGACUUGCUGACAGGGAAUGCAAAGAGGUUCUGGCCUCUGGUUGUUUCUGCUGGAUGGACAAGCACUAACAAAACAAGAGAAGGAAGAGAGAGACAACACUUUGUGGAGCUUUGAGAGUGGAGGCGCAACUGUGACUAAGGAUGUUUCUCAACUCUGCUUUUAUUUUGGCUCGUUGUUUUUUCUGUGACAUUUGAGCCUCUGGAACCACAUACUCUACAGACUCUUAAGAGUUGGAGGAGCCACAAGAAAACAUAAUUUCACCACAGACACAAAAGAGGAGGACUUAUUUGAUGAACUUUGUUGCUGCAGAGACCACAAAGACAUUAUUCUAGGAGUGAAGGAGUGUAUUGUCUUUGUCACCACUUGUUAUUUUAAUAUGAAGUGUGGAAUCAGUUUCAGCUGUAUCUUUUUGGUUAUUUAUAGCACGGAGGUGUUCCUGAGCUAAAAUACACUUUGCAUAUAAAAGCUAAAGUAGCUCUGUGGCAAUCUCCCUCAGAAUACCAAAGAAAGAAAAUCCAAUUUCCAAUACUCCUCAUAAUUUGUUGGGGGGUGGAGGUUUGGACAUGAAUGAGAAUUUCCAGAUCAAAAUAUUAUUUCCUCUUCAUCACCAUCACCUCUGCUUCUGUAACAGCCUUGACAAGUCAAAAGUGAGUCUGGACUAGAACUGCCUCAGAUCAGCAGAUAACACCUCUGUACAACAGGAACUGGUUGGACUAGUUUAUAAGUUGGAGGAGAGGGCAGGGCAGUUUAACCCUGCCUGAAGGAGAGCUGUGUUUUAUUUUCCUCCUGCUUGCUUGUCCUUCUGGGAGAAAGUCGUGUGCUGAGAGACGGGCAGAGCUUCUUGUUCAUUUGGAGAGCAACUCUGUUUUGUCCCUUGUCACUAUGAGGGAGAGGUGAGGUGUUUUUUUUUCCAAGGGGGGAGACAAGGAGAGAGAAAGUGAGAGGGAGGGAAAAAGAGAGAAGGAGUCUAAGUGUAAUUUAUUGUUUCCUGUGAAAAGAGCAAGGCUGCACCCUUUUCUCCUGCCUGAACUCUGAACCACUCAGUGUGUCUGAAGUUUUCUCAGACCUCGAGAGCCAUUGAUUGGAGGUCAGGGCAGAGAACACAGAGGUGAAAGACAAGAACAGAGAGAGCAGAGGGAUUAAAGAAGAAAACAGCACUGGGAAGGACCUCCAGGUCAUUACAACAAGACGGCAAAGGGGGGAAAGGUCAACACGGCGGAGUCCGGGACAACUUUUUAUCAAACUUUUAGAUCAUCUUGGACAAAACCUGCCUUUAACACAAGCCUGGAACCACUGUUUUGUUGUCUGGAACCAGUUUUUAGACUUUUGAGGGUAGUUGGAAGCUGGGGAGCAGGGCGGGUCUGUGUAUGAUCCACUUACAGGGCUGUGUGUCUCAGAGAAUAUGGCCAUGGUGAGCGGGGGAUGGGGCAACCCCAACGGGGACACUAAUGGACUGGGGGAGAAGGCUUACCUGAGGAGGGAGGAAGAGGAGGGCUCACCUCAAGCCGGAAGCAGCGAUGUAGAUGUUGGGGACGAGGACAAGGCCUGCGUGGUGGACUGUGUGGUGUGUGGGGACAAGUCCAGCGGGAAGCACUAUGGAGUUUUCACCUGCGAGGGCUGUAAGAGCUUCUUUAAGAGGAGCAUCAGACGAAACCUCAACUACUCCUGCAGAUCUAAUCGAGAAUGUCAAAUCGACCAGCAUCACCGCAACCAGUGCCAAUACUGUCGUCUGAAGAAAUGUUUCCGUGUUGGAAUGCGCAAAGAAGCAGUCCAGAGGGGUCGAAUCCCUCCAUCUCACCCAGGUAUCAGCCCAAACUCCCUGGCAGGUGGGAUUGGAGGUGCAGUGCCAGGUCACCUUGGGACAGACUACUUCAACGGGCAGCCAGUGUCAGAGCUCAUCUCGCAGCUCCUCCGGGCUGAGCCGUACCCCAACAGCCGCUACGGGGCCCCAUACAGUCAGGCACAGAUGCAGGCAUCUGCUAGCGGAGCUUCUGUCAUGGGCAUCGACAGCAUCUGUGAGCUGGCCGCAAGGCUCCUCUUCAGCACCAUCGAAUGGGCCAGAAAUAUCCCAUAUUUCCCAGAACUACCAGUUUCAGAGCAGGUGGCGUUGCUGAGGCUGAGCUGGAGUGAACUGUUUAUCCUGAACGCAGCUCAGUCUGCUUUGCCUAUACAUAUGGCGCCUCUGCUGGCAGCUGCCGGGUUUCACUCGUCGCCUAUGUCUGCUGAGCGCGUGGUGUCCUUCAUGGACCAGGUCAGGGUUUUCCAGGACCAGGUGGACAAGCUGAACAGGCUACAGGUGGACACAGCUGAGUACAGCUGCCUGAAAGCCAUUGCACUGUUUUCACCUGAUGCUUGUGGUCUGACAGACCCAGCCCAUGUGGAGUCUCUGCAGGAGAAGGCCCAGGUCGCCCUGACAGAGUAUGAGAGGUUGCAGUACCCCAGCCAACCUCAGCGCUUCGGCCGCUUACUGCUGCGCCUCCCUGCUCUGCGCGCCGUGCCAGCCAACCUCAUCUCCCAGCUCUUCUUCAUGCGACUUGUGGGCAAGACACCAAUCGAGACACUGAUCCGAGACAUGCAGCUAUCAGGGAGCUCCAUCAGCUGGCCCUACGCACCGGGACAGUGAACCCUGCUGACUCCAGAGUGGGAAGGGCCAAAAUCAGAUUAGGAGGAAUCAGAGCUCACAAAGAUUACAUACUAAGCUCAAACUGAAUGUUUUGAAUACAAACUGGGACCUCAGAAGUUUAUGGUCCUGUUUGUGAGUGCAGAUGUCAGCUUUUCCCACAUUAGCUCUGUAAAGUUUGGUGGAAGUCACACCAAAGCUGCUUUCAGGGAAACAAAAAAUGUGUAUUUGUCUUUACAAGUAUGUGUGUUUGGAGCACUUGUUUGGUUUUGUUUUGACCUCCAUCUGAUCUCUCUCUGUCUCAUUCUAACAUGAGGCCAUGUGCCUGUACUACCUCCUCCCAUCCAAUAUGUUUUCCUUCUUUUUCAUGUUUUAUGUCAAAAUGAAGCCAUAGCAGUGCCACUUUUACAGGCAGAGCUGGCCUACAGUUGCAGAUUUCAGAGCUUUUUAUCGUCACAACUGGGACAUGUUGUUAAGACCACACCUAAAGUCUGUCAUGUUUGAUAUGUGGGAUGAAAUAUCAGACUUUGUUACCAAAUGUAUUUGCGAAGACUGCAUAGUGUCACCUUGUACAGAUUUUACAAAAAGAAAGGCAUGUGGAUUGUAUUGUAUAUUGUACUAAACAAAGUACUGUAUAUACAAGACAUAUUUUGUAUGCUAUAAGGAAUAUUUCAACAUUUUGGGGAAUAUGCUGAUUCACUUUCUUGCAGAGUUAGAUGAGAUGAUCAAGUUCAUUUCCAUGUCUGAUACAGCGAGCAGCUGGUUAGUUAGCUUAGCAUGAAGUCUAGAAACAGUGGGAAACAACUUGCCAGGCUUUGUCCAAAGGUAUCAAUGUCUGCCUGCCAACGCCUCUAUAACACGCUUUAUCUCCUUUGUUAAAUCCGUCCAAAACCUGAAGUGUAAAAACAACAUGUUUUACAAGGUUAUGUGCUGGAAUAUUUCCGUGACCAGUAACUUCCCAGAGUCUCCACUUGUUUCAACUGCUGCCAGCCAAAUAAUCUCAGUAAAACAGCGAAUUGUCAUUUUUCCACACCAGUUUUUGUACAGAUUCAACACAACAAAUUUAAUUAGUUGGUGACUUUUAGAGGCGAUGGUAGGCGAAUACUGUUAGCUUUGUACAGAGAGUAAGAUUAGCUGUUUCCCCCGGUUUCCAGUCUUUGUGCCAAGCUAAGCUAACCAGCUGCUGGAUCCAGCUACAUAUUCUUUUGUAGAAUAGUAAGAAAGAGAAAAACCAUAUUUCCCCAAAUGAUGAGCUAUUCCUGUAAUAUAGCAUAUCAUUACUGUUCUUGCAGUAGUAAAGUACAGACAGUAAGUGGAAGUGAAUGUAUGUAAACACACCCUGGCUCCUCAGACUGUCACAUCCCUGUCAAACAUUAUUACCUCAUGUUUUAUACAUAAAAGACAAAUAUUGUUUGUGCUAAAGAUAAAUAUAAAGGGAUCAAUGCAUCUUUAUCACAGAAACCAUAAACAGAAAUUUUCCCCCACACAACUGCUUGUCCACCAAACUUUGGCCAAAAUAUAUUUGAGAAUGUUUUAAAAUGUUAUGCUUGAUGUAAGAGGACACGCAAAGUUUGAUAUACUGAAAGCUACACUGAUUCAGUGUUGUGGCCUUUGCUUUUCUGAUUAAUCUCUGCAAAAUGGGGACUGUUUCCUUAGGUAGUUCAUUUACAUUCAUAUUACAUCACAUUUGUGGUCCCCUUUUAAAAGCUGUGUUAAAGCACUGCUUAACAAACAGAGGUCACUUUGAGAUAAAUAUUAUGCUUAUGCAAGUGUUGUAAGUGUUGUAAAGGUUAUGGUGUUUGUUGGUACUGAGAUAAAGGGUACUAAGAAGUCACAUUCAUAGUGUGCUAUUGCCAUUAAGUGCAGCUCAAUGUGACGAAAGUUUUUCUUGCCAAAUUAAGUGACUGAAGAAAAGACAAUGUGGACAUAAACAUGUUUUUGGUAUGAAUUUUUGUAUUAUCUGUUAUGUCAUAAAACAGCAACAAUGGCCAUGAUCCCUGAUGCUGUCAAGACAACUUCAUCAACAACCCACCAUGCUGUCCAUGAAUCUCUUUGUGUUAUUUGUUGGAAUAUAAACUGUAGUGAUUUAAUUGUGUAACUUUACUUUUAAAAGAAGCAUGUUUUCUAUGAUCAUGCCAAACCUAAAAAUAAGAAAUUCAUAUGGCUGAUUGGUUAUUUUUGCAUUACUAAAAAUAAAAGUAUGCACAUUC